This is a messenger RNA of Amorphotheca resinae ATCC 22711, 1509 nucleotides long. RefSeq lists its product as hypothetical. NCBI's taxonomy places the organism in Eukaryota, Fungi, Ascomycota, Leotiomycetes, Helotiales, Amorphothecaceae. The transcript is spliced from 3 exons. Gene Ontology annotation, molecular function: oxidoreductase activity, acting on the aldehyde or oxo group of donors, NAD or NADP as acceptor. Bases 1 to 1509 code for a protein of 502 amino acids. The record is from RefSeq and is a predicted model, not a curated record.
AUGGCAGACCUUCAUGUCGACCUGACGGCUCCCAAUGGCAGGAAAUACACUCAACCAACGGGUCUUUUCAUCAACAACGAAUGGGUGAAGAGCAGCGACGGCAAAAAGGUCACCUCCAUUAACCCCACCGAUGAAACCGAAAUCAUAUCCGUCUACGCCGCCAGCGCGGACGAUGUCGAUACCGCCGUAGUCGCCGCGCGCAAAGCCUUCAAGCACCCCUCAUGGCGGGACAUGUCCCCCACCGACCGCGGAAACCUGAUGAUCAAGCUCAGCGACCUGAUCGGCCAGCACACAGACACACUGGCCACGAUCGAGACGUGGGACAAUGGGAAGCCCUACGGCGACUCGAUCGGUGAUGUCCAGGAGGUGCAGGCGGUUUUCAAGUACUAUGGUGGGUAUGCGGACAAGAUCCACGGCCAGGUCAUCGAUACCGGAGCGAACAAGUUUGCAUACACGAUCAAAGAGCCCAUUGGCGUGUGUGGCCAGAUCAUCCCGUGGAAUUAUCCCCUGGCGAUGGCGGCGUGGAAGUUAGGCCCUGCGCUGUCAUGCGGGAAUACCGUUGUCAUCAAGGCUGCGGAGCAGACGCCGCUGAGUAUCUUAUACCUGGCAAACCUGAUUAAGGAGGCUGGCUUCCCACCUGGUGUGGUUAACAUCCUGAACGGGUAUGGAAGAGUAGCUGGCGCUGCUAUCGCGACGCAUAUGGAUAUUGAUAAAGUUGCGUUCACGGGUAGCACCACUACCGGAAAAGAGAUCAUGAAGAUGGCGGCUAUUAACAUGAAAAACAUUACGUUAGAGACUGGUGGAAAGAGUCCUCUGUUGGUAUUUGAUGAUGCAGAUUUGGAACAGGCUGUGAAAUGGGCCCAUGUUGGCAUCAUGUCCAACCAAGGUCAAAUCUGUACCGCCACCUCUCGUAUCCUCGUCCAAGAAACGAUCUACGACCGCUUCCUAGAAGCCUUCAAGAAGCAAAUCCAGGAUGUCUCCGUCGUCGGUGACCCCUUCGCCGAAACCACCUUCCAAGGGCCUCAAGUAACCAAAGCCCAACACGAGCGUAUCCUGGCAUACGUCAAAUCCGGCAAGGAAGAAGGCGCGACACUCGUCUCCGGCGGCGAAGCCUUCACCCAAGGCCCCACCACCAACAAAGGAUUCUUCGUCAAGCCGACCGUCUUCACGAACGUCAAGCCCAGCAUGCGCAUCUACCGCGAAGAGAUCUUCGGGCCCUUCGUCGUGAUCGCGAGCUUCAAGACGGAAGAGGACGCCCUCAACAUGGCCAACGACACGACGUACGGUCUCGGCAGCGCCGUCUUCACCCAGGAUAUCACGCGCGCCCACCGCGUCGCCAAGCGCAUCGAGGCCGGCAUGGUCUGGAUCAACAGCAGCAACGACUCCGACUACCGCAUUCCCUUCGGUGGCGUGAAGCAGAGCGGUAUCGGUCGGGAGCUGGGCGAGGCGGGAUUGGCGGGUUACACGCAGACUAAGGCGGUCCAUGUGAAUAUGGGAUUGAGGCUUUAG